AAUGAGAAAGGUAGGUUGAGCGGUAGUAGUUCUGCACCUCAGCUAAUGAAUUCCACGAUGAAUGCGAAGCCCCACUUCCCAUACACACACCACCAAUCUAAAAACACGUCUCUUUCUUCAGUUGUUUCUCACACUACCAGUAGAAUUUUACUUACAUGCUAGUAUUUUUUUUCCAAACCCUUGUGGUCGAGAAAUUAACCAUGGCUUCCAAUGGCAAGAUUGAAGCAGAUUUGGAGGUGAAGUCCUCAACCAACAAAAUUUGGGAUAUUAUCCUGGAUUCGGCUACCAUGUUCCCGAAAAUCUUCACAGAACAAUACAAGAGCAUUGAAGUUCUUGAAGGAGAUGGCAAAAGUGUGGGUUCUAUCAAGCUCAUUAAGUACCAAGAAGGAGUCCCAAAUGUUACAUUUUCCAAGGAGAAAGUUGAAACUGUGGAUGAGACCAACAAAUCACUCACCUACAGUGUUAUUGAAGGAGAACUGUUGAACUACUAUAAGAAUUUCAAGGUUAAUGUGAUUGUGAGUGCAAAAGGUGAUGGGAGUUUAGUGAAGUUGAGUUGUGAAUUUGAGAAGGCAAGCGAAGAAAUUCCUGACCCAAGUAAUAUCAAAGAUUUUGCUGUCAAGAGUUUCCAAGAUUUGGAUGCCUACAUUCUUACCAAGGCAUAAGAGUGAGUGAAAGCGAUAGAGAGGAUCCCCAUUAUGGUGGUAGAUCCCUUACCUAAUAGCUAAUGUAAUAAUCCUUGGCUUUAAAUAAAAUUGCAGUUGAAUAAA
This is a messenger RNA of Papaver somniferum (opium poppy), 767 nucleotides long. RefSeq names its product MLP-like protein 423. The transcript has 2 exons. The record is from RefSeq and is a predicted model, not a curated record. Lineage: Eukaryota; Viridiplantae; Streptophyta; Magnoliopsida; Ranunculales; Papaveraceae. The coding region runs from base 156 to 662 and encodes 168 amino acids. Gene Ontology annotation, molecular function: abscisic acid binding; protein phosphatase inhibitor activity; signaling receptor activity. Gene Ontology annotation, biological process: abscisic acid-activated signaling pathway; defense response.